AUGGCCAGACGAGCUCUGUGGCAUAGCAUCUACCAGCUUAGUAAGCUCCCUUCCCCAUGGCUUCUUUUGGGGGAUUUCAACUAUGUACUUUCAGCUGCUGAGAAGGAGAAUGGUCGGCCUAUCUCAGACUAUGAUACUAGAGAUAUGGGUGAAUGCUUCUUCAACUCUAGUCUAUCUGAUCUGAGAUCAUCAGAGUGUUUCCUUACAUGGACAAAUGGUACGAUUUGGAGCAAAUUGGAUAGAGUGAUUGCUAAUCAGAGAUGGAUUCUGGAGGGUCGAAGUGCUAAGGUUGAAUUCCUUUUCCCUGGGAUUCUCUCUGACCACUCGGUGUGCCUCAUUUCACUGUUUGAAGAGGGGUGUCUGGGAAGGCGAUCUUUUAAAUUUUUCAACUUGUGGACUCUAAACCAUAAUUCUCUAGCCAUUAUUAAACAAGCUAGAGCAGAGAAGGCAGGUAAGGAAGUGAUCGAGAUACAACAGAAACUGCACAACAAUCCCUUGGAUGGUGACCUGCAAUUGCUUCUGAAUGAAAAAAAAUAUGAAGCUGUUAGACUUGCAGAAGCCAAUAGAAUGUCCAUCUCUCAGAUUGCCAAAAGUAGAUACUUAAAGGAAAGUGACAAAGGCACUACUUUCUUCCAUAGUCUGAUGAGAAGUCGAAGGAAUAGGAAUUACAUCUCAACGGUUACCAAAUUAAAUAGGGAUCAGACCAGGUCCCAAGCUCAGGAGGAGAUUAAGAUGGCCCUUUUCAGUAUCAGGGAUAGCAAAUCCCCUGCUCCUGAUGGCUUCAGCAUGCUUCUUCAAAAAAUCUUGGAACAUAGUGGGGAAUGA
Messenger RNA from Malania oleifera, 825 nucleotides. RefSeq lists its product as uncharacterized. The transcript is spliced from 3 exons. The record is from RefSeq and is a predicted model, not a curated record. The coding region runs from base 1 to 825 and encodes 274 amino acids. Lineage: Eukaryota; Viridiplantae; Streptophyta; Magnoliopsida; Santalales; Ximeniaceae. Gene Ontology annotation, molecular function: catalytic activity.